Osmerus eperlanus (European smelt) is the source of this 1900-nucleotide messenger RNA. It is a transcript of the gene syngr3b, whose product is annotated as synaptogyrin 3b. The transcript is spliced from 4 exons. The record is from RefSeq and is a predicted model, not a curated record. NCBI's taxonomy places the organism in Eukaryota, Metazoa, Chordata, Actinopteri, Osmeriformes, Osmeridae. Gene Ontology annotation, cellular component: neuromuscular junction; synaptic vesicle membrane. Bases 98 to 805 code for a protein of 235 amino acids.
GCGCUGCAGAGCGCGCAAGAGAGUGUGGGGGUGUGUGCUCGACCAGACCGAUCACACAGCAACGUGAGUCUCCCUUUCACAGCGCGAGACUGGAGGGAUGGAGCCAACCGGCUCGUUUGGCGCCGGCAAGGCUGGUAGCACGAGCUUCGACCCCGUUACUUUCUUAAAACAGCCUCGGACCAUCCUCAGGCUAUUAUCUUGGGUAUUUUCCAUGGUGGUGUUCAGUUCUAUAAUAAAUGAAGGCUACAUCAACAUUGGAAGUGAACGGUUACUAUGCGUGUUCAACAAGAACUAUGAUGCUUGUAACUAUGGUGUGACGGUGGGUGUGGCCUGUUUCCUAGGCAGCCUCUGCUUCCUGGUUCUGGACGUGUUGUUCCCGUCAUUAAGCAGCGUGAGAGACAGACGGAGAGUAGUGCUGCUGGACCUGGCCUUCUCUGCCCUCUGCAGCUUCCUGUGGUUCGUGGGAUUCUGUUUCCUGGCCAAUCAGUGGCAACAGACGUCUGAGGAGGAGCUCCCAUUGGCUCAGGGUUCAGACGCUGCCAGGGCCGCCAUCGCCUUCUGCUUCUUCUCCAUCCUCAGCUGGGCAGGACUGACGGUCAGUGCUCUCCAGAGGCUGCUGUCUGGAACCAACAUGACCCUCUUCACCUGCCAGCACCUGGACGCCUCCGGCCAUGCCCAUGCCACGCCCUACCCCGUCGCCAACGGAGCCACCAUAGUAACCACCAACCCCUACCAAGCCCCACCCUUCACCGAGACCCUGGACCCACAAGCACUCAGCCCUCCAAGACCCGCCCCCACCUUCUAGACACACACACACACACAACAUAACCCCCACCUUCUAGACACACACACACACAACAUAACCCCCACCUUCUAGACACACACACACACAACAUAACCCCCGCCUUCUAGACACACACACACACACAACAUAACCCCCACCUUCUAGACACACACACACAACAUAACCCCCACCUUCUAGACACACACACAACAUAACCCCCACCUUCUAGACACACACAACAUAACCCCCACCUUCUAGACACACACACACAACAUAACCCCCACCUUCUAGACACACACACAACAUAACCCCCACCUUCUAGACACACACAACAUAACCCCCACCUUCUAGACACACAAACACACACAACAUAACCCCCACCUUCUAGACACACACACACACACAACAUAACCCCCACCUUCUAGACACACACACAACAUAACCCCCACCUUCUAGACAUACACAACAUAACCCCCACCUUCUAGACACACAAAACAUAACCCCCACCUUCUAGACACACACACACAACAUAACAGCCACCUUCUAGAAGUUGAGGGAGGGAGGUGAGAUGGAGGGAUGGGUGGAGAAAGAGGACAGUGCCAAUAAAAGAUGUCUAGAGAGACAGAGAGAAAAAGGGAAAAAGGGAUUAUUUUCUGGUUUCUUCCAUCCUCUGUGGCUGCUAUUGGUUGGUCCUCGGUCAGAUGACAUCUGUUCUAUUUUCACCAUGGCAACUGCUGGCUCAGCCAAAGACAUGGAACAUCAUUACCCACCCUGUCACACAAACACACAUUAACACAGACACAUAUCCACACACACAACCAACACACACGCAAAGAAGCUAUACAGACUUGACCAAUCACACAGUCUCUCUGAGUUCACUGUAGCCCAUUGGCUGAGACACAUGAUUGACAGUUGGGGGAGAGAGGAUGGAGGGAAGGGAGAAAGAGAUGGAAGGAGAGAGAAUGGAGAGUUUUCAGGAUGGGGUGUGUGUAAUAUUCCCACAACUGCAGUGUGAAUAUUUGAUGUAGUUUAAUAUUUCAUUAAUAUUAAUAUUUGAUUGUAAAAAGCUGAGACAGAAUAAUGAAAGAUGAAAUAAACAACUAGACUCGCAUCAUG